Messenger RNA from Enterobius vermicularis (human pinworm), 756 nucleotides. NCBI's taxonomy places the organism in Eukaryota, Metazoa, Nematoda, Chromadorea, Rhabditida, Oxyuridae. The record is from the annotation of a GenBank genome assembly.
AUGCUUUUGGGAUGCGGUACAGAUUUUAAACGUUACUUUGUAGUAGUGGAUUCCGAUAGGGGUUUUGUUUUUGAGUUGGUUUCGAAUGCUGAGCAGGAAUCACAGGUUUCUCCUCAAUUGUUAAUCAAUCUGAUUAACACGUAUCUAACGAAAGUGAAGAAACAGCUGUACAACAAGGGCGUGGGUCUACAUUUGAAUUCUCAAGGCCUUCCGAUUGAUUUUUCUGCGCGACCUGUUGACCCUAUAUUUCGGAAUGCGCGUGAACAGCUGGACAGCAUACGGGAAUACCGCGACACGGGGAGUCCUAUAUCAAACCACAUGGCGGUUGAUUUGAACCGCCGUUUGUCACCCUCACUUAAAGAAGCAGAAAUUGUUGAGAGCGCUGCUGAAAGACUGCAACAAAGUGCUAUUCGGGAACGAGAAGCUUCACGAGAAAGCGUUGACGCUGACAAAAAAGACAAUGGAAUUACAGACAAGACAAGCCAAUCGGUGAAUGUUGAUUUACAUCAUUGCUCAGAAGUUGUGAAGGAAAAAGAUGGGGGAGAAGCUUGUCACUUAUUUAAUUCGGAGUAUUGUUGUGAAGAAUCCGCUGCGUACUUUCGCCGAGCUGAGUGUAACAAAGGCAACCAAGCAGCGUUCAGCACUUUAACUUUGAAACGAGUCCUUCCUCCUUUCACUUUUUUGCAACCUGAUGCCGUCAAAGUCCGCCCGCUUAUCCCCCAUAAUAUACAACUGAUGAUUACAGCUAGUGGUUAG